AAUCUCUUAAAACCGCUAGAAACCGCAACCGCCCGCAUCCACAAACUCCCGCAACCGCAACCGCAACCGCUGCGUUUGAACCAGUCAGGCCCUAAUACGACGGUUUGAACGCCUAGGAACGUCACUCUUGCUGCCCCGCAAAAAUCGUUAUAUAUAAAACAAAGAAAGACUCAGCUUUGAGUAAGUUUAGUCUUUUGUUAGUGUCCACCAUAAUGUUUUAAGGUUUCUUUCUUAGUUUUGUUUAUUCUUGCUUCUAAUAUUUCAUUCCUUGCUGUUUGUCAGUCACAUGGAACAUGACAUGCACAUAUUCGCAGUUCCUAGCCCCCCCAAAAAAACUCCAACCUGUUGUGUCUCACUCUGGUCUUUUUACAAUCAAACUGUCUUACCAUGCUCAACUUGGUCGUCUGGUUUUCAAAACAAGUUUCAAGCUGGUACAUGUGUCGAGUUAGUUCCUAUUCUCUUAGGAACUCCAUAAUGGUUUUGUUUUAAUAUAUUUUAUUUCUGAGAAAAUAGCUUCGGUAGUACCAGCUCUUUCAGGGAAGAACAAACUUGAACCACUCUCGCAAGGACCGGUCAUAGACAUAACCAAGUGAAACAUUGGCCUAUACCUCUCUCAAUUUUUUUGAAAAAAGUUAGACAUAAACCUCCAAAUCUGUUUAAAUUUUUUUAUAGAAACUUUUACUAAAUUGUUUACAAUCCCCUAAAAUCUCACUACCAACUUGCAAUGUUGUCCCGUCUGAGUUCAUUGGCAUGUAAAACUAACUACAAAGAGUAAUGGCGAGUGAAGGUCAGCAUCACAAAACUUUAAGAACCACUCUCAGUGGAAAUUGGUCGUCAUGCAUCCCAACUUUGAACCGCUAAAUCAUUACGUAAGUGAGUCCAUAGCUGCUUAUGUUCCGUUUCUUUAUUCGCAUAUCUUUCUCUUGUUCGUAUUAUUAGCUCUUGGUAGGCUUCGGGUAAGUUCUAAGUAUGAAGAUAUAUGAUCAAAGCCUAUGACGUUUGGUGUGAAAACGGUAUCAAAUAUUGUUUCUGACCAACAAUUUAUAAUGUUAAUUUUAUUAGUACCCUUGAUCCCUUUAAGCAAAAAUUAAACGUGUAAUUAGAAUGUGAUAUGGAGGCCUUUUUAAAGUAACUGAAUUAAUCACCCUUAUUUUCCUUCCCACGCUUUCUCUAGAUAUUAAAUAUAUUCUCUAAAUCUUUCAUUAAUAUCUUUCCCAUUUUAUUUAUUAAAUUUCCUUACUGAUAAAUCCAGAAAAUAAGUACAAAAUCUUUGUUGACCUAGGUCGUCGUUACAUUUGGAUUUCUCUUCCUUUUUUACCUCUUAUUCUCUCCUUUUUGUCUGCUCCACAUCGGUCAGCUAUGACGACUAACCAAAACGGAAGAGAUGGAGACGAGAAUCCGGAGGAAGCCUUGCCGCCGUCUCCGUCUCAACAGCUUCUACGUGAAAGACUCAAAGCUUACGAGAAUAUGUAUGGCUCCUUGGAUGAUCAUUACUCACGUAGAACCGGAUCUUCACAGUUUGCUCCUUUGUCAGAUUUGCGAGCCCUUGAAUCUGACUUUAGAAGAUUGGGUGUCUAUGAUUCAAACCCUCGCCAACAGCCGCUACGUGAUCAACGUGGAAGCAAUCAAUUUCCUUUGAAUGGUGGAGAUCGAGGUAUCAAUGAAUACUUUAACCCUUCGUAUUUUCACUCUCAAACUGAACAAGCACAGAUUAAUCUGGAGAGGAUGUGGUUUAGGAAGGAUAAUCUUGUUAAUGGGUAUCAUGCUUAUAAGUCAUCUAAUUAUGGUUCUUAUGGGCGUGGCAAUAGUGGUAUGUCGUUUCGUUCUCCGUACUUUGACCACUGUGAGGUUCCUUUCCCUCAAAGUAAUAAUCAUAAUUCUGGUAAUCAAAGCCGUUGGAGUUAUUCACACGGUUAUGUGCCUCGAACCCAUGAUCUAUUCAAUAUGAAUAACUCUAGGGCUACGGAUAACACACUGUCUCGUGCUAAAAACCGUGUGGAUUCUGUCGAGUUGCAAAACUUGAUUGCGGAAGGUUCAAGAGACACUAUUGAUCAGAUAUUUGAUGAGCUGAUAUCACAUGUUUGUGAGCUGAUGACUGAUCCUUUUGGCCAUCAAGUAUUUCAAAAGCUCAUGGAGAAAUGUACAAAUGAACAAAUCACUCGGGUUUUGGAAAUUUUCAUCCAACAACCUAAUCAGUUUGUGAGAAUUUGUGGCGAUAUGCAUGGAACGCGUGCAAUACAAGAUUUGAUCCGAUGUCUUAGUUCAGAAGAGCAAAUAUCCCACUUCAUGGUAACUAUAUGCCAUGUUGCAUUACUUCUGAGCAAGAGCACUAAUGCAAAUGAUGUGAUUAUGUUUUGCUUCAGCCAUUUUUCUCCUUCACAAACAAAUGGACUUCUUCAAAUGAUUGUUCAAAACUGUUAUCAAAUUGCAAUUGAUCAUUAUGGUUCUUGUCUACUUCAACAAUGCAUUGGAAAAUCCCGUCAAGAAAUAAGGGAGCCUUUGAUUAGAGAGAUAAUCGCUAAUGCUAUGAAUCUAUGUGUGAAUCGCUAUGGAAACUAUGUGGUCCAGUAUGUGUUGGAAUUGGAAAAUUUUCAAGUGGCAGCAGCUCUGUCAAGAUAUCUCAGUGGGAAUUACGUGCAACUCUCUUGUGACAAGUUUGGAAGUCAUGCGGUGCAAAAAUGUUUAGAAAGUAGACAAUUCAACUCGAGGAUGAUCAUCAACGAGCUGCUUACUGACAUUGAUUCACUUCUUGUAAAUCCUUACGGAAACUAUGUAAUUCAGACUGCAUGGGUUGUAUCUCAGGUAACGAAAAUAAACAUGCUUUUAGAUCCAUUUUGUGUGAAAUCAUUAGCUUAUUUGUUUACUUUGUCUUGCAGAAUGAUAUGCGAAGUGAAUUGUUGUACCAUAUCAACAGGAAUCAUCCGUUGUUGAGGUGCAAUAGAUACGGGAGAAAAGUACUUGAAAAACUUAAUCUUUGGACAUAAGAGGGCAUGUUUGUGGAAUUAGAUGAGAACCACGCACGAUUAGUUAUUCAUGUUGGUGUUUUUUCUUUUUUCAUUUAGACGUUGACUCAAUAUUGCCGAUUCUCUUUUUAUUAUUAAAUGUUUUUAGGUA
Molecule: messenger RNA, 3114 nt
Organism: Brassica napus (rape)
Lineage: Eukaryota; Viridiplantae; Streptophyta; Magnoliopsida; Brassicales; Brassicaceae
Product: pumilio homolog 15
Exons: 4
Coding region: 1360-2931 (523 amino acids)
Biological process (GO): post-transcriptional regulation of gene expression
Cellular component (GO): cytoplasm
Molecular function (GO): mRNA binding
Source: RefSeq, a predicted model, not a curated record